GCAGCCACGUCCCCCCCUGGAUCCGCCGGCAGCCGGGGCCGGGGCUUCCGACAUGCCCCCCAGGAGAGUGUGCUGGGCAGACGAUGCUGGACACGAUGGAGGCGCCGGGCCACUCGAGGCAGCUGCUGCUGCAGCUCAACAACCAGCGCACCAAGGGCUUCUUGUGCGACGUGAUCAUCGUGGUGCAGAACGCCCUCUUCCGCGCCCACAAGAACGUGCUGGCGGCCAGCAGCGCCUACCUCAAGUCCCUGGUGGUGCAUGACAACCUGCUCAACCUGGACCAUGACAUGGUGAGCCCAGCGGUGUUCCGCCUGGUGCUGGACUUCAUCUACACCGGCCGCCUGGCUGAUGGCGCGGAGGCGGCGGCCGCAGCGGCUGUGGCCCCGGGGGCUGAGCCGAGCCUGGGCGCCGUGCUGGCCGCCGCCAGCUACCUGCAGAUCCCCGACCUCGUGGCGCUGUGCAAGAAGCGCCUCAAGCGCCACGGCAAGUACUGCCACCUGCGGGGCGGCGGCGGCGGCGGCGGCGGCUAUGCACCCUACGGGAGGCCGGGCAGGGGCCUUCGGGCCGCCACGCCCGUCAUCCAGGCCUGCUACUCAUCCCCGGCCGGGCCUCCGCCACCGCCCACCGGCGAGCCGUCCGCGGGCCCCGAGGCCGCAGUGAACACGCACUGCGCGGAGCUGUACGCCUCGGGCCCCGGCCCGGCCUCCACCCUCUGCGCCCCGGAGCGCCGCUGCUCCCCGCUCUGCGGCCUGGACCUGUCCAAGAAGAGCCCGCCGGGUUCCGCGCCUUCCGAGCGGCCGCCGGCCGAGCGCGAACUGCCCCCGCGCCCAGACAGCCCUCCCAGCGCCGGCCCCGCAGCCUACAAGGAGCCCCCGCUCGCCUUGCCGCCGCUGCCGCCGCUGCCCUUCCAGAAGCUGGAGGAGGCCGGCCCGCCUCCGGACCCGUUCCGCGGCGGCGGCGGCAGCCCGGGACCCGAGCCCCCGGGCCGCCCCGACGGGCCCAGCCUCCUCUACCGCUGGAUGAAGCACGAGCCAGGCCUGGGCAGUUACGGCGACGAGUUGGGCCGGGAGCGCGGCUCGCCCAGCGAGCGCUGCGAGGAGCGCGGCGGGGAACCGGCUACCUCGCCCGGGGUGCCCCCACUAGGCCUGGCGCCGCCUCGAUACCAGGGCAGCCUGGACGGGCCAGGCGCGGGCGGCGACGGCGACGACUACAAGAGCAGCAGCGAAGAGACGGGCAGCAGCGAGGACCCCAGCCCGCCCGGCGGCCACCUGGAGGGCUACCCGUGCCCGCACCUGGCGUAUGGCGAGCCCGAGAGCUUCGGGGACAACCUGUACGUGUGCAUCCCGUGCGGCAAGGGCUUCCCCAGCUCGGAGCAGCUGAAUGCGCACGUGGAAGCUCACGUGGAGGAGGAGGAGGCGCUCUACGGCAGGGCCGAGGCUGCUGAGGUAGCUGCGGGGGCCGCCGGCUUGGGGCCCCCUUUCGGAGGCAGUGGGGACAAGGUCGCUGGGGCUCCGGGCGGCCUGGGCGAGCUGCUGCGGCCGUACCGCUGCGCGUCGUGCGACAAGAGCUACAAGGACCCGGCCACGCUGCGACAGCACGAGAAGACGCACUGGCUGACCCGGCCCUAUCCGUGCACCAUCUGCGGGAAGAAGUUCACGCAGCGCGGGACCAUGACGCGCCAUAUGCGCAGCCACCUGGGCCUCAAGCCCUUCGCGUGCGACGCGUGCGGCAUGCGCUUCACGCGCCAGUACCGCCUCACCGAGCACAUGCGCAUCCACUCGGGCGAGAAGCCCUACGAGUGCCAGGUGUGCGGCGGCAAGUUCGCCCAGCAACGCAACCUCAUUAGCCACAUGAAGAUGCACGCCGUGGGGGGCGCGGCGGGCGCGGCCGGGGCGCUGGCGGGUCUGGGGGGGCUACCCGGCGUCCCUGGCCCCGACGGCAAGGGCAAGCUCGAUUUCCCCGAGGGCGUCUUUGCCGUGGCCCGUCUCACGGCGGAACAGCUGAGCCUGAAGCAGCAGGACAAGGCAGCCGCGGCCGAGCUGCUGGCGCAGACCACGCACUUCCUGCACGACCCCAAGGUGGCGCUAGAGAGCCUCUACCCGCUGGCCAAGUUCACCGCGGAGCUGGGCCUCAGCCCGGACAAGGCGGCCGAGGUGCUGAGCCAGGGAGCGCACCUGGCCGCCGGACCCGACGGCCGGACCAUCGACCGUUUCUCCCCAACCUAGAGCGCCUCUUGCCGGCCCGCCUUGUCGUCGCCGUCGCGUGGCCACCCCCGGCCCGUGCCCCCCAGGGGACGGCGGCGGCGGCAGAGAGCAGGCACACCGCGCCCGGGACAACUGUAGUAGCAGCGGCAGCGUCGCCGCCGUGGCGGCGGCCCCACCUGGCCUCACUGCUUUGUGCCUUA
This is a messenger RNA of Enhydra lutris kenyoni (northern sea otter), 2404 nucleotides long. Its product is annotated as HIC ZBTB transcriptional repressor 1. The record is from RefSeq and is a predicted model, not a curated record. Lineage: Eukaryota; Metazoa; Chordata; Mammalia; Carnivora; Mustelidae. Bases 84 to 2225 code for a protein of 713 amino acids. The transcript has 2 exons. Gene Ontology annotation, cellular component: nucleus. Gene Ontology annotation, biological process: regulation of transcription by RNA polymerase II. Gene Ontology annotation, molecular function: protein binding; RNA polymerase II cis-regulatory region sequence-specific DNA binding; DNA-binding transcription factor activity, RNA polymerase II-specific.